GCGAUCUUUGGCUCGGAUGGAAGGGUACCUCCUCAAGCAAGGCCACGUGGUCAAGAACUGGCGACGACGCUACUUCCGCCUCGUCGACGCGUCGCUCGCGUACUACGAUAGCCACCGCCACGACGCCAAGCGUUGCGGUCAAAUCGCACUGACCGGCGCGACCGUCGCGCUCGGUGACGGCAUUGGCAGCCUCGGCGAAGGCGUCGCGUCCGCUGCCGACGAGCGCCGCUUUGUCUUUCGCGUCAUCGACGGGUCGUCGCACGUGGCGUACUACAUGUGCGCCGAGGUCCCAAGCGGCUCGGACGCGAGUCGCGCCAACGCGGCGGCGUGGGUCGCUUGCGUUCAAGCGAGCAUUCGCGCCGCAUCAUCGACAUCGGUCGACUCGUUGCCGGUUGCUUUGUCGAGCGAGACGCAACUUUCAGCGACCGUCGUCAGCGCCAAGAUCGGGACGUCCGACGAAAUCUAUGAGGUGCACUGCGAAGCGUCCGUCGUCCUGCCGUGCGCGGAUGGCCUCGAAGAGAUCAAGUGCUCAUGGACGCUGUGGCACACGCGAAGCGACUUUGUUGCUCUCGAUGGGCACCUACGCUCUCUCAUUGCGGACGAGAUGGUGUCGCUGGCGUUUCCAACCGUGCACGCGGCCGUCUCGUUUACGCAGCGCAUCUCGGCGUCGUCUCUACCGGUAUGCACAGCCGCCUUGGACGCAUACGUGCAGAAGCUCUUGGCACGACCAUUCAUGGGCCGCCGCAACCAGCCCAGCGCCGAGCUCGUUCUCGACUUUCUCGAGUAUGCGGCCCACGCAUCGCAGCUGCCCGCUCCCCAGCGCAAGCACCACGCGACGCGCGCUCAUGCUGGCAUGCCCGAGCCAGCGCACGACAACGCCAAGAGCCGCAUGGCCAAGAUCGGUCGCAAGCUGCUCAUGGACGCGGUUGCGGAUUAA
Molecule: messenger RNA, 937 nt
Organism: Saprolegnia diclina VS20
Lineage: Eukaryota; Oomycota; Saprolegniomycetes; Saprolegniales; Saprolegniaceae
Exons: 8
Coding region: 17-937 (306 amino acids)
Molecular function (GO): phosphatidylinositol binding
Source: RefSeq, a predicted model, not a curated record